UCGCUGGAUUCGAGUCCGCGCCUGCGUUUUGUUCGAUAAGAUUCUUUUCGUGGAAUCCAACGCCGCCGUUUCCAAAAAUUCCCAGCUCGUUAUCAGUCGCACGCCAGCAGCGUCAGUCAUAAUGUUCACCGCGUACGCAGCAGUUCUCGUCCCGAUCGCCGGGGUGCUUCUACUGACGAUCGGGAGGUCAUUCGCCGAUCCCGCUAGCUGCGAUCUACUUUUUUCGCCGGUUCGAUGCGGCGUUCCGAAGCUGCAAAUAUCCAGUGGGUUGCCGUCCCGGCUUGCGGAAGCCAUUCGUGGGGAGUUCCCGUGGCAAGCGGCCAUUUAUCAUGAGGAUGCAGGGAACUUCAGCUAUUGCUGUGGUGGAUCGUUGAUUUCCGAGAGGUUUGUGCUGACGGCCGCGCACUGUGUAAUGAAUCCAAACAAUGGAUUUAAGUUGACGAUCGGGAGAUUGAAGGUCAAACUGGGGGUGCACGAGCUGGGUGUGGCGAAUGAGUGCGUUCAGGAUGCUCAAGUGAGGAAGAUCCAUGUGUAUCCGGAGUAUCACAUGGAGGGCUUCAAGCACGACCUGGCGUUGUUGGAGUUGCAUAAACGUGUUGUGUUUACGAAUCGUGUCUUGCCUAUAUGCGUUGAUAUGAGUGAUCACGAGGAUCCUGGCUUCUACCGACAACAUGGAAAGGUUUCCGGAUGGGGGUAUACGGAAGUAGACGCGCUUUCGAACUGGCUAAGGAUGACGGAGCUCCCGUUCGUGAACUACACCAGUUGUCUUGGAAGUAAUCCGGAGGUGUUUGCAAACACGAUCUACGAAGGGAUGUUCUGCGCAGGGUAUGCUAAUGGAUCGAGUGUUUGCAACGGUGACUCAGGUGGCGGCUUGGUUACGUAUCAUCGUGAUCACUGGGUCUUGACGGGGAUCGUGUCCUUCACUGCGUUGAGAGAUGGACCCCGGACGUUGUGCGACAGUGAAGAAUACACCGGAUUUAUCAAAGUCCGCUACUAUCGGGAUUGGCUGAGGAACAUAACUGCACAGGUAUCACCAUACAAAGAGGAAGACUUCACGGAAGGACCAACAGUAGUGACAAGUGAUGAAUCGGAAGCGGACGAACAGCCAGAACCUUGCGGGGAACGGAAGAUCAACAAGCAAUGGUUGAUAGUCAACGGAGUACGCAGCUACGCAGGAGAGUGGCCGUGGCACGUAGCCGUGUAUGAGGUGAACGGACGCCAGAAGAGGUACAUCUGUGGCGGUACGUUGAUUAGCGAUCAGUUCGUCAUGACAGCGGCGCAUUGCAUGUUGGAUGAUACACUGAAGCAGAGAAGUGGGACGAUCGUUGUGCAACUCGGGCAGAACGAUCUGUACGAGAGUUCAGUGCAUAUGCGUGAGGUUCGUGUGGGGAAGAUCACUCCACAUGAGGCGUUUGAUCCGGUCAGUAAGGUGAAUGAUAUAGCUCUGCUGGAGUUGGCAUCGUCGGUACAGUUCAACGACUACAUUCAACCGGCAUGUUUGCCGAGAAAGGAUGAUGUGGAUAAGUGGGACCUCAAGGGGACGUCCGGAUCGAUCGUCGGCUGGGGAUACGAGCAGCCUUGGUCGUUUAUGAUAUCCAACUUGCUGUUGGGAACGAAGCUGCCUAUUGUUGACGUUAAGAAUUGUGCCACGGGAAAGAACUUUGGGGUGGAGACGAAAGGCGUGAUCUGUAUGGGAUCUGCUAAUGAUACAAACGCCUGCACUGGAGACUCUGGUGGUGGAAUGUUCUUUGAACGAAACGGUCUGUGGACCGUGAGAGGUAUCAUCUCCGCUUUGGAUACAGUGGACGGGUUCUGCAACCCGAAAGGGUAUCUUAAGGUAGCGGACACGGGAUAUUUCCUGAAGUGGAUAAAAAAAGUGAUACGACGCGCUAUAAACAAGCUUACCGGUAGCAGUGACCGUGUGAUGUCUUUCCUUCAGACUGGUUCAGAUUAUGCUACGUCACCAGCCCCUCCCCCAGGAGCGUCCCACUCCAGCUACACCGAAAUCCAUCACCACCACCAUCACUACUACCCUCAACAGCCAACGACGGCCGGCGUUCCGACAGAUCACCAUCAUCGCCAUGAUUGCAAACAUCGAAACGGCGACUCCUCCUCCUCCUCCGAAGAAAGUGGUGGCCUCAAGGCACCCAUCAAAAGGAUAUUCAAGGCAAAGAAGUGUCUUAUCAAGGAUUUAAAAGACACUCUGCUGUCCAAAUUGUUCUAGUAGUUGUAGUGUGGGUUUGGGGCGGGCGUAUAAGUGCUCUUCUCUCCGAGAUUGACUACAAUGUUAGUGGGUACAUAGUUAGUUAUUAGAAAAGCAGCUUGAUAGGAUGUGAAUACAUGACCCAAUUUCGUAAUUACUAACUCUUGGCUUGUGCUUAUGUAGCUAUUGUAUGGCGCAUACACGCGCGGACUUCACAAUAGCCCAACGAACGACACUUGACAAGUUGACAUGGGGAAAUGGUGUCAUAAUGUUUCCAAUGAAUGUUAGCAAGAGGAUGGCGAGAAAGUGGUGACCAUCCGCCAACAUUGUGUAAUGUAGCGUUAUCCUUCGGGUUUCGCAAGUUGUGUGGACUAGAUGAGGUAGCAGCAUA
Molecule: messenger RNA, 2594 nt
Organism: Aedes albopictus (Asian tiger mosquito)
Lineage: Eukaryota; Metazoa; Arthropoda; Insecta; Diptera; Culicidae
Product: transmembrane protease serine 9-like
Exons: 4
Coding region: 122-2224 (700 amino acids)
Biological process (GO): proteolysis
Molecular function (GO): serine-type endopeptidase activity
Source: RefSeq, a predicted model, not a curated record